Messenger RNA from Malus domestica (apple), 716 nucleotides. Its product is annotated as probable calcium-binding protein CML44. The record is from RefSeq and is a predicted model, not a curated record. NCBI's taxonomy places the organism in Eukaryota, Viridiplantae, Streptophyta, Magnoliopsida, Rosales, Rosaceae. Gene Ontology annotation, molecular function: calcium ion binding.
UGAAACAUAGCCAUUACACAGAGGUUCUCAUAUUUCAUAACAUUCAGUUCAAUACUCGUAUUGUAUUUCUUUAGUCUUUUUGCAUGACAACAAUCUACAUGAUGUGUCCUCUAAGCACCAACGACUUGCACCGUAUUUUCGAAAAUCUCGACAAGAAUGGAGACGGGCAAGUGAGUCUCGAGGAGCUCAAUUGGCUCCUCGAGAGAAUCGGCGUGCAAUUCAGCCUGCACGAGCUCGAGUCCCUCUUGGGAAAACCGAGCCUUGACAUCAACGAGUUCUUGUUCUUCUACAAGUCCAUAUCCAUGCAGCAAGGUGACGCCAGUGGCGAAAAUGAAGGCGGUGACAUUCGUGAGGAUGUCGGUGUUGAUGGUCAGGAAGAUGAAGAUGAGAAGGACCUUGCGAAGGCAUUCGGUGUGUUUGACUUGAACGGCGAUGGCUUCAUUUCUAGCGAGGAGCUUGAGAGCGUGCUGAGGAGAUUAGGGGUUUUGGAGGAGAAUAGCAGCCGGGACUGUAGAACCAUGAUUCGCGUGUUCGACACCAACUUGGACGGCCUGCUCGACUUUCAGGAAUUCAAAACCAUGAUGUUCCAAAAUACUAUUUCUUAAUUAAUUCCCGUGCUCCCAUUUACAACUUUUUGAAAUUUAAAGUGCAAGUAUUUUGCAGCCCCUGCCCAGCAAUUCUUUAUAAUGAUAAAUGGUUGUUUUUUUUUCUUUUUC